AUGAAUCUCGCUCCGCUACCCGAUGUGAAGCGGCUUAGUCCGGCAUGCAUCCGGAUUCUCGGCGGCAACCCCGGCAAGUUCACACUGCAGGGAACCAAUACAUAUUUACUUGGCUCUGGAAAGCGUCGCAUAUUGAUAGACUCUGGAGAAGGGAAGCCAGCAUGGGCUGCAUCUUUGAAGGGGGUCCUCGAAGCAGAGGAUGCGACCGUUGAUAUUCUGUUGCUUUCACACUGGCAUCAUGACCACGUCGGCGGCAUAGAGGACUUGCGCAAGAUCUCUCCGCAUGCUACCGUCUAUAAAUACGACCCGACAGAGGGGCAAACUGCGAUUUUAAACGGCCAAAUCUUUCGUGUCGAGGGCGUUACGCUGACAGCGCACCAUACACCAGGACACACCACGGAUCAUUUAGUCUUUACCUUGGCGGAAGAGAACGCAAUGUUCACAGCAGAUAAUGUGCUUGGUGAAGGUACAGCGGUCUUUGAAGACAUGGCGACAUAUCUUAACAGUCUGCACCAGAUGAAGAUGUUGUUUCGAGGCAGAGCAUAUCCUGGUCAUGGCGAGCUCAUCGAAAAGGGCCCCGACAAAAUUACCGAAUACAUCAAGCAUCGCAAACAGAGGGAGGAACAGGUAGUCCAGGUAAUGAGGAGUACAAAGUCAGAUGGUAGCCAAAACUGGACUGGGAUGGAGGUUGUGAAGAUCAUUUACCGAGAGGUGCAUGAAGACUUACACCUGGCGGCGUGCGCUGGUGUCCUGCAGAUACUACGAAAGUUGGAGCAGGAAGGCAGAGCAGCCAGGGCGGAUGAUGGUGACAGCUGGGUGCUCGCUGGCCAGGCAGCUCUGUAG
Molecule: messenger RNA, 843 nt
Organism: Cordyceps fumosorosea ARSEF 2679
Lineage: Eukaryota; Fungi; Ascomycota; Sordariomycetes; Hypocreales; Cordycipitaceae
Product: Beta-lactamase-like protein
Exons: 1
Coding region: 1-843 (280 amino acids)
Biological process (GO): secondary metabolite biosynthetic process
Source: RefSeq, a predicted model, not a curated record